Acipenser ruthenus (sterlet) is the source of this 1166-nucleotide messenger RNA. RefSeq names its product macrophage mannose receptor 1-like. The transcript is spliced from 5 exons. Lineage: Eukaryota; Metazoa; Chordata; Actinopteri; Acipenseriformes; Acipenseridae. The coding region runs from base 117 to 1166 and encodes 349 amino acids. The record is from RefSeq and is a predicted model, not a curated record.
UUUGGUCUAACAGCGAUGAUGUCAUCUACUCCAACUGGAGGGCAGACGCCUUCUGUGCUUCAGUCAAUUCAGAUGGAAAGUGGAUUGAUUUACCCUGCAACCUUCAGGAAGCCUUCAUGUGCUACAAAGAGACCAGCAACAUAACUGAGAGAUACACCCUGAUUGAAGAACUGAAAACCUGGACUGAAGCUCAGCAGUACUGUAGAGAACACCACACCGACCUCGUCAGUAUAAGGAACGCUAGUGAAAAUGAAGACCUAGUGAAGAAAGCGCAGGGCAAGCCCUUCUGGAUAGGCCUGUUCAAUGAGACCUGGAAGUGGUCACACCAGGGGGAUAGCUACACAUUUCACAACUGGGACAAUGGGCAACCAGACAAUAGGGGAGGCGAUCAGAACUGUGUGAUGAUGAGUAAGACUGGUGAAUGGUUUGACUAUGACUGCAACUCUCAGUUAGCCGCCUUCUGCUGUGAUGGCGGCUCCUCUGGUCAGUGUUUCUAUGAAGGAACUGGGAAGACAUGGCAGGAAGCUCAGAGCUACUGCAGAAAGCAAGGCAGAGACUUGCCCAGCAUUCAAGACCAGGCCAUGGUUAAAAAGCUUAUAGGUCUUAUACCUUUUCUUAGUUUAUAUAACUGGUAUUGGAUCGGGCUGUAUCGUGACAAAGAGAACUGGCAGUGGUCCAGUGGAGGUGAUGUCAUCUACACUAACUGGGAACCAUACCUCUUCUGUGCUUCAGUGAAUUCAGAGGGAGAGUGGGAGCAUUUAUUCUGCGGUCAGAGAAACUAUUUCAUGUGUUACAGCGAGACCAGCAACAUCACUGAGAGAUACACCCUGAUUGAAGAACUGAAAACCUGGACUGAAGCUCAGCAGUACUGUAGAGAACACCACACCGACCUCGUCAGUAUAAAGAGUGCCAUUGAAAAUGAAGACCUAGUGAAGAAAGCGCAGGGCAAGCGCUUCUGGAUAGGCCUGUUCAAUGAGCCCUGGAAGUGGUCACACCAGGGGGAUAGCUACACAUUUCACAACUGGAGAAACGGGGAACCAAACAAUUGGGGAGGGGAUGAGAAGUGUGUGGCGAUGAGUAAGACUGAUGGAUGGAAUGACUAUGGCUGCAACAAUCAGUUGGCCUUCUUCUGCUGUGAGGCUCAGUGUUUGCACCCCAGUCUGUGA